AUGACGAAGCUCCGCAUCGAGGGCAACCCCAUCGAGGACAAGGGCGAGAGGGUCAUUUAUGAAGCCGUGCGUGACAAGGAGGACUUCUUGCUCGGCACCGACGGCAUGGGCGAACAAUUCGAAACUUCGAGCGAAACAAAGCGAAACAUGAAAAGGAUUGAAGGCCAAAAUAGCCUCAAACUUGUGUAG
Messenger RNA from Emiliania huxleyi CCMP1516, 189 nucleotides. RefSeq lists its product as hypothetical. NCBI's taxonomy places the organism in Eukaryota, Haptophyta, Isochrysidales, Noelaerhabdaceae. The transcript has 2 exons. The record is from RefSeq and is a predicted model, not a curated record. Bases 1 to 189 code for a protein of 62 amino acids.